Solanum stenotomum is the source of this 1400-nucleotide messenger RNA. RefSeq names its product F-box protein At4g00755-like. The transcript has 5 exons. The record is from RefSeq and is a predicted model, not a curated record. Gene Ontology annotation, molecular function: protein binding. NCBI's taxonomy places the organism in Eukaryota, Viridiplantae, Streptophyta, Magnoliopsida, Solanales, Solanaceae. Bases 48 to 1199 code for a protein of 383 amino acids.
GUUUUGGGACUUGAAAUUAUAUAGGGGUGUACGCUUUUGGUUGUGCCAUGGAGACACGUUUUGAUUUCGUGCAAUGGCUGGACACUGACGUGUCUCUAGACAUUAUGAUGCGUUUGAAUGAUCCAGCUGAUGUGGUCCGUGCUGGCUCUGUUUCACGCCGUUGGCGCCAAUUUGUGAUUACCAACGGACUCUCUAAGCUACUCUGUGUGGGGAGGUUUCAGCAGCUUUCUAGGAUUGCCCUGAUAACAGAACUAGAUUUGAGUGCAUCAGAAGCGAAAGACGUUGGGUCUAGCAAUUCCAACUGGGAGACUCUAAAAAGAGACCAUGAAGUUUAUUCUUCUCUACUUCAAGCUAUUGAAUCAUCAAAGUCAUGUCGAAAUGAUUGCAUAGGCUAUGCAGUCAGUGCUUCAAGCACGGACAAUUAUCCAGAUGAAAGUAUUGUCAAUACCUUAAUCCCGAUGGACAAAUAUCUAAAUAGACCUUCCUACUGGUCAAGUAAAGGACACAGUGAUCCGAAUGCCCCCGAGACACUAAUUUACAAAUUGAAAGCUGAUCUAUGUGUGAUCACCGAAGUUUUUAUGCAACCUUUCGAAGCUUAUUUCCAGCCUGGCAAGCCCAUAUAUUCUGCAAAAUCUGUUCGAUUUCGAUUAGGGCACCCCAAAUCCUCGAAGGAUGAGAGUGAUCUCCUGAAAAUGCCCCAGCAACAGCCUGCUGAUGACAAGUUUAUAUGGACUUAUACUUCUGAAGAAUUCCCUAUGACGCAGGAAAAAUGCUUUCAGCGGUUCAACCUGCCAGAACCUGUGCUUUGCGUUGGUGGAUAUCUGCAGAUUCAACUUUUGGGCAGAGUUCAGAGACAAGAAAUGGACGACUUGUUUUACAUAUGUGUUAGUCAUGUAAGAGUCGUAGGGAGACCUCUGGGCCCUGCAUUCGACAUAGAGGUCCUAGAGCCGUCUCAAGAAUUUGUGUUGAAGUACAAUCGAGAUGUUUUUGGAUGCAUGUUGCAAAGCUUGACUAAUGGAGGUCAUCAAGACUCAAAUAUUCCUCCAACACUAUCAGAUGACCUUGUGGUUGAUGCUGGCAUUGUGGAGUUCUUUUUACAGAACCACCAUCCAGGUUUCGAACUCAUGGGAUGGGGGGACGACGACGAAGAGGAUGAUGAUGAUGAUGAUGAUGAAAUGGAUGAAGUGGGAUUUUUGUAAUUUAACAUCGCGAUUAAUGCAAGUUCGUUCGCUUGUCUUUGAUGGUCCUUAAUUAAGUAGUUUUCCAGCAGUUCUUUCUGUACUUAAAAGUUUUAGAGCUGCAUAAACCCUUAUGGAUGAAACUGUAUUUUUGUUGAGAUGCUUCUACUUUGCUUUUGCACAUUUUUCAAUAACAAAUCAGUAAAGAGAUGCAUUCUCCUU